Molecule: messenger RNA, 954 nt
Organism: Batrachochytrium dendrobatidis JAM81
Lineage: Eukaryota; Fungi; Chytridiomycota; Chytridiomycetes; Rhizophydiales
Exons: 7
Molecular function (GO): pseudouridylate synthase activity
Source: RefSeq, a predicted model, not a curated record
AUGCCAUGCACUCAUGGCACUUUUUAUACAGUCAGAUCCUUUCAUAACACCAUCACUCGUAUUAGUGAUACCGUUCAACAGGCACUUGGCAAGGGUUGGCCAGUUGUUGCACUGGAAUCCACCAUCAUCACUCAUGGCAUGCCAUUUCCACAAAACCUUGAAACUGCCAUUGAAGUAGAAACCAUUGUGAGACAGCAUGGAUGUGUUCCUGCAACCAUUGCACUGCUGGAUGGACAAUUAAGAAUAGGACUGGACGGGUCUGAUCUUGAACGAUUGGCCAAGAUUGGUCUCGAUGCUACAAAAACCUCUCGCAGGGACAUGGCUCUUGUUCUGGGUCGCAAUCUGCCUGGAUCCACCACGGUUUCUGGAACAAUGAUUGCGGCUCACAAGGCGGGUAUUGACGUGUUUGUUACGGGCGGUAUUGGUGGUGUGCAUCGAGGCAGCGAGUCUUCUAUGGAUAUCAGUGCUGAUCUGACCGAGCUGGGUCGCACUCCCAUCGCAGUCAUUUCUGCUGGUGUCAAAUCUAUUCUGGACAUUGGUCGAACACUAGAAUAUCUAGAAACACAAGGUGUUACAGUUGUUUCGUAUGGCGAUUCUGACGACUUUCCAGCAUUCUACACUCGUAAAAGUGGAUUCAAGAGUAUGGCAAACCUGACUACUCCUCAAGAGUGUGCUGAUAUGAUUUAUGCAAACUUAUCACUUGGACUCAACAGCGGUCUUGUGAUUGCAGUUCCAAUUCCUGAAAAGGACGCAUACCCACAUCCAGAUCGUCUUGAAAAGGUCAUUCAAGAUGCGAUUCAUGAAGCAAAUCAACGUGGAGUGCGCGGCAAGGACAUUACACCGUUUUUACUGGACAAGGUCAAAACGUUGACGGGUGGAAUGUCAUUGGCAGCCAACAUUAGUCUUGUAAAAAAUAAUGCAGCAAUUGGAAGUGAUAUUGCUCGUGCUUUGUCA